UCUCUUUCCAUUCUCAUCUUCAAGACGGCAAGAAGAAUAGAAUAAGGGGAGGAAGAGAAAGAGAUUUAAAAAAUAAGAUAGUUGGUUUCUUUUAGGCCACUCCAGGAGGUUGUGAAAUGUGAUAAUACACACCUUCCUGGGGGUAGGCUUGUUGAACUUGUUCUCCUGAUUCAAUUCAACCAGAGAUCUCUAACUCCUUAUUUUGUAACUUGGUUUGUUAAAUAUUUCUUUUUUUUUAUUCUAUACUCGUAAUGGGUUGGUUGGUAGUGUUCAACUUGUGACGAAGCCGAAGAUUGUUUGAAUUUUUGUUUUAACUCUUUUGCUGGAUAGAGCUGCCGGAGACGUGGCCUUUCCCGGCAGUUUCCAAUCCUCCGGUUUGUUUUUUAUUAUUAUUUUUCUUUCUAUUAAACCUCCCCCGUGUUUUUUACCAUCGUUGGCUUUAUAGCUGUCUGAGUCUCUUCUCUUAUAAAACUCGACCCGAUUAGACCCGUUAGAGCAUAGAGAAAGGGGAGAGAUUUAUGACAACAAUGAGGGAGUACUCACCGGUAAAGAAGUCGGGUUGUGGUAUUAUGAUGUUUUACACUGGAGUUUUCCGACGCCGGAGAGCCUUGCCGAGAAGAUCAGCCUCUACAAGCGAUAUUCCCACGCCCGACAGCGAUAAUGUUCACCAGCUCACAACCACCACUCCGAAGAGGAGACGAGGAGGCUCCGACGAGACUGCUUUCAUUGACACCUCUAAUUUGACCGACCCUCCGCAAAAACUACCGGACAAGCCCGUCCAUAAAGCUACCCCAAAUCAUCGAAAGACCCAUUCUUACCAUCAACAGAACCAAACCAGAAAACCUUCGGACGGAAUUACGACAAGUUCGACGUCCUCGACCGAUUCAAGCCAAACGUCAUCGACAACAACAACAACAACAACAAAGGUUUCACCAACGCAAGGUAGAAAGGUACCCAAGGAAGCUAUUGGCAUCUCCGGGGAGCUCGAUAGCAUGAUCGCUGAUCACCAGAAAUCCAAGGCAUGUAAUACUUUGGUUCGAGCUUCUUCAGGUAAUGUAAUGCUCUAUGGUCAUUUGGGUAACUUAAGGCAGAAAGGAGCCGGCAAUAUGAAUUCACAUAACCUUCCCAAUUCUACCACGAAUGUUCUUGAGCAUCUACCUAAAACUGCACGAGAGACGAAUUUGGCCAUCAACGGCAGAAAUAACAGUAACAGUGUAAUGGGUAAUAUAGUAAGGACGGAGAAACAUCAUCCCAAGGAGCAGACAGGGUCUCUGUGUCUAGCUCCUUCCAAUAAGUCGGACCCCGAGGAAUUGAAAGCGAAGGGAAACGAAGAAUAUAAGAAGGGGAAUUUUGCAGAGGCUCUGGCUUUGUACGAUCAAGCUAUCGCUAUCGACCCAAAUAAGGCUUCUUACAGGAGCAACAAGAGCGCUGCAUUGAUGAGCAUGGGUCGGCUUCUCGAGGCGGUUUUUGAAUGCAAAGAAGCCAUUAGAAUCGAGCCUUCAUAUCAGAGAGCACAUCACCGUUUGGCAACUUUGUAUCUAAGAUUGGGAGACCCAGAGAAAUCUUUGUAUCAUUACAAACAUUCAGGACCCGAAGCCAACUCUAAUGAGAUUACCCAAGUUCAAGCUCUUCGAACCCAACUCGACAAGUGCACCGAAGCUCGCAAGCUGAAGGAGUGGAAGAUGCUGUUAAAAGAAACUGAGUGCACACUAUCCUGCGGUGCGGAUUCAGCUCCACAGGUUUUGGCGUCCAAAGCCGAGGCCUUGCUGAAGCUCCACAGGCACGAAGACGCGGAUACAACGUUAACCAAUGGACUGGCUUCUGACAUGGACGCUUAUACUAAGUUCUAUGGCCCCGACGAUAGCGCUUAUCUAUUACUAAUACGAGCCCAGGUUGACAUGGCCGCCGGCAGGUUCGAGGACGCGAUUGAAGCGGCUCAGAAAGCAGCUCGACUAGACUCGGGUAACAAAGAGGUAGGUCUGGUUGUGAGGAGGGCCAGAGCCGUGGCCUCGGCUCGAUCAAAUGGUAACGAGCUCUUCAAGGCCUCAAAGUUCUUGGAGGCGUCAGCGGCGUACAGUGAGGGACUGGAGCACGAUCCGCUCAACUCGGUCUUGCUCUGCAACAGAGCCGCUUGUCGAUCCAAACUGGGUCAGUUUGAGAAAGCCGUUGAAGACUGCACCAGAGCGUUAGAGUUGCGACCAUCUUACGGUAAGGCCAGAUUACGAAGAGCCGACUGCAAUGCUAAGCUGGAACGGUGGGAGGCUUCGAUACAGGACUACGAGAUGUUGAUAAGGGAAACGCCGGGAGACGAGAAGGUCGGCCGGGCGUUGUUCGAGGCCCAGGUCCAGCUCAAGAAGCGGCGGGGCGAAGAUGUGAAAGACAUGAAGUUUGGUGCUGACGUGGUCGUCGUUGCCAACAACGAGCGUUUCAGACACUUGGUGACGUCGCCUGGAAUGUCGGUUGUGCUUUUCUGCAACAAAUCGAGCGACAAUCAAACAUUUAACUUCAUGCAGCAACUAUGCAAGAAAUACCCUUCUGUCAACUUCCUCAAGGUGGAGGUUGAGGACCACCCCUACUUAACAAAAACAGAGGGCGUGAGUGCAGUACCAAGCUUCAAGAUAUACAAGAACGGGUCAAGAGUCAAGGACAUCCCCGGAAACAACCACGAAUUGUUAGAAAGCUCAGUCAAAUUCUACAGCAGUUGAUAAAUUCACGAUUCCCAUCCCACUGUUACAUUUCAAAGACACAUUAGAGAGAGAUUACACUUAAAAGAUAGAAACAAAAGAAAGAAAUGCAUUGUAUGUUCACUUCCUUUCCUUUCCUUUCCUUUCUAAAGAAAAGAGAAUGGAGUAGAGCUCCCACUAAGAGAAAACAAUGGCAAAAGAUUGGUCGUCCUUGCUUCUUUGUCUCCAAGGAAUCAGAUGGCGUUGCAGUCAGGGAACAGAGAAUGAAGAACAACAGGACGGAGGGGGACACGGAAGAUUAGAUUAAACUAAUCAAACAAGAAAAGAAGAGUGAAAGGCAGGAUUCUGUUGAGUAUGUGUGUAUAUGUGUGCAUGUAAUGACAAUGUAUGGACGACAUAUCUAGUGGAAUGAAGAUACUUGGUUGUUUAUUUUAGGGUGCGUUUAUGUUUUUUUUUUUAAAGGGUUGGUUGGUGCAUUGGUGGGAGGUUCUUAUUGUAAGAUUAAAUGAAGCAUGCAUUUGAAUCUUUUUUCUUC
This is a messenger RNA of Nelumbo nucifera (sacred lotus), 3219 nucleotides long. Its product is annotated as TPR repeat-containing thioredoxin TTL1-like. The record is from RefSeq and is a predicted model, not a curated record. Gene Ontology annotation, molecular function: protein binding. Gene Ontology annotation, cellular component: cytoplasm. NCBI's taxonomy places the organism in Eukaryota, Viridiplantae, Streptophyta, Magnoliopsida, Proteales, Nelumbonaceae.